Messenger RNA from Nezara viridula (southern green stink bug), 1341 nucleotides. The record is from the annotation of a GenBank genome assembly. NCBI's taxonomy places the organism in Eukaryota, Metazoa, Arthropoda, Insecta, Hemiptera, Pentatomidae.
UUAUAAGCCACUGAAGCCGAAGCUUCACAAUCACUGAUGUUGUUGUGACCUUAUCGCAGUAGGCGGCCGGGUAGGAACGAAUUGUCUUCAAUAUGUCAUCUUUCAAAACGAUAUUUAGUUUUACUUUGUUGUGUAUUACACAGAUAAGUAGUUUUGUUGAAGAAAAUUGUCAUUCAUUUGCUGGUGGAAGUGUUUAUCCCCAAAGUUCGUAUGUCAAAAGUGUUGAUCAUAAGCUUCAGUGGACCAAAGCUGUCAUUUCAAAACCCGCACCUGAGUGGGAAGGUACAGCUGUUGUCAAUGGAGAAUUAAAAGAACUCAAGCUUUCUGAUUUUAAAGGAAAAUAUUUAGUAUUCUUCUUUUAUCCAUUGGAUUUUACUUUUGUUUGCCCUACGGAAAUACUUGCCUUUAAUGAUCGAAUAGAAGAAUUCCGAAAAUUAAACACAGAAGUGGUGGGAUGUUCAGUCGACUCACACUUUACUCAUCUAGCGUGGAUGAAUACUCCUAGAAAAGAUGGUGGGCUUGGACCAUUGAAAAUUCCUCUACUUUCAGAUUUAACUCAUAAAAUUUCCAAAGAUUAUGGUGUCUAUUUGGAAGAUGCUGGCCACACUCUAAGAGGUCUAUUUAUUAUCGAUCAUCGUGGUAUACUGAGACAGAUUACUAUGAAUGAUCUACCCGUGGGUCGCAGUGUUGAUGAAACGUUAAGGCUUGUCCAAGCUUUUCAAUAUACUGAUGAACAUGGCGAAGUAUGUCCUGCAGGAUGGAAACCUGGACAGGAUACGAUCAUCCCAGAUCCAAUUAAGAAGAAAGAAUUCUUUCAAAAGCAGGAUAAAAGUACUAAGAAAAAACAAAAGCAAUAAAAAGGAGGCAUCAGGAUUUUCUUAAAAAUGCAUUUACUUAAAUAUUUUCAUUUGUGGUGUUUAUGAUGGAACAUUCCUUCAAGAGUUUUUUUUUAACUUUAAGAGCUUGUGUUAAUGAAUGUGAUGUAAUUUUAGAGAUAAUUACGAGUAUUAAUGGUUAAGGUUCAUUAAAUCAAUAUACAUUACAUCACGGUUACGGUUGUGUGCACUAGUUCAAAACUUAGUGUUUUGAUGUCUAUAGCAAAAUAAAAUUAUGUACCUUAUUUUGUUAAGUGUUGAAUUCAAAUGAUAUUGAUAAUAAUAUUGCAUUUAUCAAUAGAAUAUUUUAAGACAGUGUAAAUGUAAGACUGAAUGAACAUCACAAUUAAUUUAAUCAAAUUGGAAACAUUAAUGAAAGUAAUUUUUAUUUAUUUUAAGAUAAUAUUAAAUAGUUUAAAUAAUCAUAUUUUUCUUUGAUUUAUAUUUUGUUAGUAUUACAGUGGUA